Molecule: messenger RNA, 1599 nt
Organism: Brachypodium distachyon (stiff brome)
Lineage: Eukaryota; Viridiplantae; Streptophyta; Magnoliopsida; Poales; Poaceae
Product: probable serine/threonine-protein kinase PIX13
Exons: 6
Coding region: 130-1374 (414 amino acids)
Biological process (GO): protein phosphorylation
Molecular function (GO): ATP binding; protein kinase activity
Source: RefSeq, a predicted model, not a curated record
CUCGACAGUUCUCUUCUUCUUCUUCGUUCCCGGUUUCUGAAUAACUUCCUCCCCCCUUCCCCCCCUCUCUGCCUGCAGACUCGCACACCCACACGGCCUCCUGAUCGACGCUCCCUCCGCCGCAUCCUCAUGGGGAACUGCGCCAGCGCCAUGGAUGGCCUCAUCCCCUGGGGCAACAAGGCGGCGGCGGCGGCCAAUCCGGGGAUGUCUGCAUCAAAGAGGACUAGUAGCUCCUCCACCACCACCGGCAAGCUGUCAACAAUUAGUACCAGCACCUUCAUGCCGUCGACGGUUAGUGGCGUUAGCACCGACGAUGGUUACCCGGAGGGCGAGAUCCUUGAGUCCCCAAAUCUCAGGAUCUUCACCUUUGCUGAGCUGAAGAGUGCCACCAAGAAUUUCAGGCCCGAAACGGUGCUCGGUGAGGGCGGGUUCGGGAAGGUUUACAAAGGAUGGGUUGAUGAAAAGGCCAUGAACCCAUCAAAGAUGAGUACUGGCGGGGUCAUCGCUGUCAAGAAACUCAACUCUGAGAGUGUGCAGGGAAUGGAGCAAUGGCAGUCUGAAGUGAAUUUCCUUGGGAGAAUUUCACACCCAAACCUGGUCAAACUCUUGGGCUAUUGCAUGGAGGACAAUGAGCUACUACUAGUGUAUGAGUACAUGGCAAAGGGGAGCUUGGAGAAUCAUCUCUUCAGAAGAGGGGCAGUUUACGAGCCACUGCCUUGGAGCCUCAGGCUGAAAAUUCUCAUGGGCGCAGCUCGUGGCCUCGCCUUCCUUCAUUCCUCCGAAAGACAGGUCAUCUACAGGGAUUUCAAGGCUUCCAACAUCCUGUUAGAUUCACAUUUCAAUGCGAAGCUCUCAGAUUUUGGAUUGGCCAAGCAUGGCCCAGAUGAUGGAGAGUCUCACGUGACCACGCGAGUCAUGGGCACAUAUGGCUAUGCAGCUCCAGAGUAUGUUUCUACUGGCCACCUGUAUGUGAAGAGUGACGUGUAUGGCUUCGGCGUCGUGCUGCUUGAGAUGCUCUGCGGCCUGAGGGCACUGGACCCGAGCCGCCCCACAGAGAAGCUCAACUUGGUAAACUGGGCGAAGCCGCUCCUGGCUGACCGGAGGAGGCUGAGCCAGCUGAUGGAUAGCCGGCUUGAGGGGCAGUACCAUGCUAGAGGGGCUUUCCAUGCUGCUCAGCUCACUCUCAAGUGCCUGUCCGGUGACCCCAAGAGCCGCCCGUCCAUGAAGGAGGUCGUCGAGGAGCUCGAGCGGAUCGAGUUGAUGAGGAGCAAGUCGAGGUCGAGGGAGGUUAGACGAGACAGCUCAUCGGUGGCACGUGGCCAGGCAAAUUCACCGAGGAGCGACAGUGCUAGGACGAGCUCUAGGGGCAGAUGAUCAUGAGGCAAUGCGGAUGUAUAGGAUGUAACCAUGUAACUGAUAUUCAUGUGGAGAAUGUAAAGGUAGGCCACAAAUUGUUUUUUGUUGUCAUGACGAAAGCUUCACGCCGAUCAUCAUGAUCAAUGUAAUAGCGUAGCGAUAUACGAAGAUUUAGCUGUUGUCAUAUUCAUACUCAUAAUUGCUGUGAUUUUUUCCCACUCAAGUGCCAUGGGUUGUUUUUCA